ACGUAGCACUGAUCAGUGGUACGUAGACAAAAAUCGACGUAGUUUUCUCCUCAUCCUCACUAGUUUGCGUUCGUCAUAUUUGUGACCGUCUCCAGCUCACUUUCACAACCCACCAGCGUCUGCAACGAUGGUCGCCAAACAGAGGAUUCGCAUGGCCAACGAGAAACACAGCAAAAACAUCACCCAGAGAGGCAACGUCAAAUCAUCGAAAAACGUCAGUGAUGAUAAAGUUUCGGUGGGACCCUGGCUCUUGGCGCUUUUCAUCUUUGUGGUCUGCGGUUCAGCAAUAUUCCAGAUCAUUCAGAGCAUUCGAAUGGGCAUGUAAAGAGGACCAAUGAUGUCUCAAGCAUCCACUCCUUGCCAGCGACUUUGCCAAGGAGCCUCUCUUCAAGGCUUUUUGCAGAUUUCAUUGAUUAAUCUUCUAUGAGGUGCAACAAUCCUAUCAUUCCUCUCUGGUGCCUUGUUAAUGAAGAAAACACAAAAAGCCAUAAAACUUCAUUCCGAUCAAUUGUAAUGUUGUUUUCUGUCAAUCUACCUUGAUGUUGUGUAAAAAAAUCUUGACGCGUCACGAGCAGUGAUGUGAUUCGUCAUUCCUGAUUUCUCGUUCGUUCUUGAAGUAAUUUUGCAGAAAUUAUUUAACGUCUUUUUGUUCGCUUUUCGGGCCCCCAAAAACAGCCAUUUUGAAGUUUGCACAAAAUAGAGUAUUAGGAAAUGAAAAGCCAGCCAGCGAAUCCCAAAAAUGUGUCUCUUUUCACACAUCGUAUUAUUUUUUUUUUCUUUCACUUGUUUUCUUUGUAAUUUAAUAGCUGCCUCCUUUCUUGAAUACGGAACUUAUCCUGAAUAAUUUAGUUCUCUGGCACAUAAUCUUGUGGUUGUGGUAAUGUUUGCCAUAAUAGAAUAAGGCUUAGCAAAUCGGCUUUUUCAGAAUUGACGAUGUUACAUACUGUAUGCUAUGAAAAGAGGAAAGUAAAGAGGAAAAGAGCUGGACUAAAAUAAAAUGUUUAUAAAUGA
Puntigrus tetrazona (Sumatra barb) is the source of this 1011-nucleotide messenger RNA. RefSeq names its product stress-associated endoplasmic reticulum protein 1-like. Gene Ontology annotation, biological process: endoplasmic reticulum unfolded protein response. Lineage: Eukaryota; Metazoa; Chordata; Actinopteri; Cypriniformes; Cyprinidae. The record is from RefSeq and is a predicted model, not a curated record. The transcript is spliced from 3 exons. The coding region runs from base 128 to 325 and encodes 65 amino acids. Gene Ontology annotation, cellular component: endoplasmic reticulum.